GAGUAGGUCGCGGAAGAAACCAGGAAAGAAAAUAAAAUAUUCCCGAAAACUAAAUGGAAAAGAAAACUUCUUUGACUGCCCCUAGAUCUGCAUGGAGGUGAUGGGGUGGUUAGUAUUUCAUUUGAGGGAACGUUAAGUGGGCUUUCUAGCUGAUUUUUGAGUAUCGGUUUCUGCACAUGCGCAUUGAGCACCUUCCCUGCUAACAUACUGGACAGCUCUCCAAAGAGAAUGUGCGCACGAGCCUGGGCACCAGCUUGCUUGUGUGUUUACCAGUGUUGCUUGGCGACCACGUUGCCAACUGCAUCUGCUACUAAGCCAGCACGGAGCUUCCCUACUGAGACAUUGUGGCAAGACUUGGCUCUGAGUUUCCUUCCAUAUUCAAACAUUUAGGAGCUGGCUUACUAUAAACCUUGGUUCUGGGUUUGGGAGAGGCCAUCUUGGCAUAGUCUCUUAUUUCGGGUUGGGGAUGCAGGAGAAGCUUAGCGGGAAAGAAGGGGCCUGUGAAGCAGACAACAUUUACCAUGGAGAUAUUCUUCCCCAAAAAGGAAAGGACGCCCCUGGGAUUCUGUGAUGGCCUGGAUAAGAUCUUCAUGGGCUUUGGGAACGAGGAUGAGAGAGGCUGUCAGCCGCCCAAAUACCACACCAGCUAUGCCCCUUAUUAUCCUAUCCACAAGGCUGCGAGCAUGGGCGACAUAGACACCGUGAAGAGCUUCGUCAAACGGGGAGUGUUUGUCCUGGAACAAAUAGAUUGGAAGUACAGAACUGCCCUGCAUUUUGCCUGUGUCUAUGGCCACCCAGAGGUGGUGGCUUUCCUGGUGGAGAACAGCUGUGAGAUUAGUCCAAAGGACAUUAAAGAUGCCACACCUCUAAUUAAGGCUGCACAAUGCAGACAGACAGAAUGCCUUGACAUUCUGCUGAAGUAUGGUGCUGAUCCAGAUAUUAUCGACUGUCGUGGCAACACCGCUCUGCACUACGCUGUCUACAACGGGGAUGUCAAAACAGCCGCAAAGCUGCUUGAAUACAGGGCCAGCAUUGAAGCAGUAAACGAGAACAAGAUCACACCACUUUUGCUUGCUCUGAAACAAAACAAGGAGAAGAUGGCAGAAUUCUUAAUUAACAAGGGAGCCAACACAAAAACAUGUGACUUUCUGGGAAGAAGCACCCUUAUGUAUGCUGUAAGGUGUGGGUCAGAACUUAUCAUCAAACUUCUUCUUCAAAGAGGUAUCGAUACCUUUAAGCAAGAUGCCUUUGGAUGGACAGCUAAACGUUAUGCUGUUGAAAGCAAAAGCAAAGUUAGGACACUACUUAUCGACUAUGAUGAAGAGGAACUGAGACAAACAUGUUUAGAUAUAAUGAAGAAAGACGCUUGCUCAAUGCCCUUCCAGCCUACCUCGGAAGUGAAACAUUCUCUUCAAAGUGAAGAAGUGGAAAAGACAGAGGCAAAACCAUCAAAGUCAGGAAACACUGAGAAGGAUGCACGCUCAAUGCCUACCACAGAAGUGGAGGAUUCUCCUCAAAGUGAAGCAAUGGAAAAGGCAGAGGCAAGACCGUCCAAGUUAGAACCAGGCUUACGAGUGUCCUCAGAGAAAAAGUCAAAAAAAUGUGAUCACAAAGAAAAUAACCGGCCAUUGAAAUUCUUCGAGAGGGUUUUUCGGGAUAGUCAUUCCUCUGGGACUCGAGACGAGGAAAGCAAAGACAUCACAAAAGGAAGAGUUCUCGCAUGGGUUGAAAAAGAUGAUCUCUCUAAGCCUAGAACUACAGAGAAAAAGUCUUCCACAGAUGAAGUAGAAAUAAUCACGUUAAAGUCUUUCAAAUCAGAUUUGUCUCUAGAGGUAGUCAUAGAAGUGUCAUCGGAAGAAGAACAGAAGGGAGAGGAUGAUGAUAAUGAUGAUGUUGGUAAUGGCAUCGCACAUCUGCAACACUCGGAAGAAGAAAUAAAGCAGACAUCAGAGAAAAGUAACCAAGGGACUAGUCCUUCCAAUAAGACAUCCAUCCAGAAAGAAGUUGAAGACCCAACUGAGGACUCUAAGGGAGUAACAACAGAGCAACCCUUAGGAAAAGAUGAGGAGCCCAAAGCACAGAAAAAUGAAGAUUCAAAUGAAGUCACUGAGGAAGAAGCAAGAAAGCAGUCAGUUGGAAAAAGUAGCCAAGGGAGCCUUUAUAAGAAGUCCACAUUACAGAAAUUUGAAGAUUCAAGUGAUGACUCUGAGAGUAUUUUUGAAUGUCUUGUCAAGAAGGGUAGUGAUCAUUUCCAUGGAGCUGCAGAUCAAUCAAGUGAUGAUCAAUCAGGUGAUGAAUACGUUAAAGCAAAAUCAGAUUUAGAUGUGACAUCAACAGAAAAUCAAAAAACCCACAGUGAUAGUACAACUAAUUUGCCAUUGCAUUUUCCACAGAAGGAGGAGACUGAUGAUUUAACUGGAAGUGCAUGUCUACAAGGACAUAAUACAGCAAUUGGACAAAUAAAAGCAGAACCGGUGGCUGAAGCAACAUCAGAAGAGGAAGAAAGUGAGGCUGGCAGAGACAGCACCCAGGCUUCUAGUGUUUCUGAGACUUAUGGACUAAAGAAGAUUUGGGGUUAUUUACAGAGGACACCAGACCAACGAACACAAACUAUGGCAACUGGAGAAAUGAAUGCAGAAAUGAAAGAAGUUACAUCAAGAGAUGAGCAAAGCAAACAUGAAAGCAGUACAAGCGAUCACUCGUGGACCACCUCAGAUCCUCUACCACAGAAAGUAGAUGUGAGUCACUUAGCUAGAAGCAGAGAUCAGAGAGGAGAAAAUACAGCCAGAGAAGAACUGAAAGGCAAUGAAGUAACAUCCAUAGAAAAGUACAGAAGGCUUGAUAGCAGUGAAAGUAUAGAAUCACUGCCUACGGCUGAGUCUCCUCUGCAGAGGCAAGAUGUGGGUCAUUUACCAGAGACUGACGAUCCAAGAAGAGAAACUACUGGAAAUGGUGAAAUGAAAGUAUUUUUAGACUUCUCAAAGGAAGACCCUUCUCAACUCAAGCCUACCAUUAAAAAGAAAAGUUCAUUUCUGAACAGAGAAGUGGCAAAGAGGCAUGAAAGGUCAUGGGAGUCAGCAGACCCAGACAAAGAAAUGAUAUCAAUAGAAGAGCAAAGAAGUCAUAUGAUUGGUGAAAGGGUUGAGUCACUGCAGUCUGCCACUGGUUGUACUGAGCAGAAGGAAGAUGUGGGCCAUUUAGCUGGGGCUGGAGAUCAAGGAAGAGAAAGUAUGACAAGAUAUACAAUGAGAGUAGCUCUAUGCAGAGAGGUGUCAAUCACAGAAGAACAAAGCAGACAAGAUAGCCAGGAAAGUGUUCAGUCGUCCGUUCUCUCUGAGCCUCAUCUACUGAAGGAGGAUGUUGUUCAUUUUGCUGGGAUUCCAGUUCAAGAAAAAGAAAACAUAGCAAGUAUAGAAAUGAAAGCAGUAUCAAGCAUAGAAGUGACAUCCACUGAAGAGCACAAAAUGGAUAACACCUCUGAAUGUUCAGAGUCAAUGCCUAUGUCUGAGUGUCUUCUACAGAAGAGAGAUGUGAGUCGUUUACCUGGGACUGCAGAUCAAAGAAGAAAAAACAUUACAAGUGGAGAGAUGAAAGGCUCUCCAAAGGACUAUAUGCCCCAAUUCAAGCCUAUCAUUCAAAAGGAAAGUUCGUUUGAAUACACAGCAGUAGUAAGCAUGCACGAAAGUACAAGCGAAUCAGAAGAACCAGACGAUGAAGUACCAUCAACAGAAGAACUAACAAGGCCUGAGGACCAUCAAAAUGUACAGUCAUGGACUACCUCUGAGACCUUUUCACAGGAGGACAAUGUGGUUCCUUUAGCUGGGACAACAGAUGAAGGACCAGAAGAUGUCACAAAUGCGGAAGUGCAAGCAGUUCCAGACAAAGGAAUGAUAUCAACAGAACAACAAAAACAUGACAGCCAUGGAAAUAGUCAUUCACUGACAACCCCGGAGACUUCUACAUAUAUGGAAGAUGUGGUUCAUUUUUCUGUGCUUGCAGACCAAAUACUAGAAAGUAUGGCAAAUGCAGAAACUAAAGACAAAGAAGUGACUUCAGAAGAAGAGCAAUCAAGGCAUCGCCACAGUGAAAGACCAUUGGAGAAGGAAGAUGUAUGUCAUUUAGCUGUGUCUAUAGAACAAAGAAGUGAAAAUGUGACAAAUGGUGAAAUGGAAGAUCUAUGCAAAGAGGUAAUAUUAACAGAAGAAGAACAAAGAAGAUAUGAUAUCCAUGGGGGUGUUCAGUCACUGAUUGUCUCUGAGCUUCUUCCACAGAAGAAUGUGAUUCAUUUACCUGUGACUACAGAUCAAAGAAUAGAAAAUAAGUCAGCCACAGAAAUGAAAGUAAAACCAGACAGAGGAGUCAUGACGUCAACAGAAGAGCAAAUAAGACAUGAGAGCAGAGGAAGACUGGGGUCGCUGGCUGUUUCUGAAUCUCUUCCUCAGAGGGACAAUGUGGGUCAUUUAGCUGCAAGUGAGCAGCAAAGAAAGGAAAAUGUGACAAAUGCUGAAAGAUACGUAUUUCAAAAGGAAUCCCCUACUCAGUUCAAGCCCGUUAUUGAGAUGGAAUAUUCACAUCUAAACCCAGCAAUAGAAAAGAUGACUGGAAGAACAUGUCAGCCAGCUACAAACACAGAAAUGGCAUCUACAGAAGAGCCUAGGAGGAACGCGAAGAAGGAAAAACUUUCGUCUUUGAUUGUCUCUGCAACUCCUUCAACAAAAGAGAACCAGGGACCCUUAGCUGAAACUGUGGAUCAAAGAGGAGAAGACUAUACUAGUCUAGAAAUGAAUGCAGAACCGAGGAAAGAAGGGACAUCAAGAAAGGAACAGAGAAAGCAUGAUGGCCGUGGAAAAGCUCAGUCACUGGUUGCCUCUGAGAAUAUUCCACAGAAGCAGGAUGUGAUUACUUUAACUGUGACUACAGAUCAAAGAAGACAAACUAAGCCAACCAUGGCAAUGAAAGGUCCGUGCAAAGAAGAGACAACAACAGAAGAUGAAAUAAAGUGUUAUAGCCAUGAAAGUGUUCAGUCCUCGAUCCUCUCUGAGCCUCUUGCACAAAAGAAGGAUGUUGUCUAUUCACCAAAGAUCUCAGAUCAGAGAGGAGAAAACGUGGCAAGUGGACAUAUGACAGAACCAAACUUAUAUGUGACAUCUGAAGAAGAACAGAACCGGGAUGACAGCAGCAAUAGCAGUCAGUCAUCGCUUAAACGGAAGAAGAAGAAGACAGGGUGCAGCCCCAAGAUGGACACAGUGGAAAAACCACCUCGUGGUAACAUUGCGGCAGCUGCUUUUGCUGUGGGGGGUGGUGCUGACGUAGCUGCUGCCAUUUCUGAUAAUGGUGGUAGAAAUGGAUUCGCCCUGCAAAAGCAUUGUGGGAAGUCUGGUAACCAUGAACUUCCUGUUACAACAAAAAAGCAUGUUGGAUCUCAUGCUGUUACUAAGGAUGUUCAGUCUUGUACCGACAUCAAAAGAAUGUGGCUGAAUAAGAAAACAUGUGAUGAAAAGAACAAGGCUGUAGAACACAUGGAUGCCAUCGAUGAUCACCAGUUAUCCGAAUCAGUCUCUGAGAAUGAUGAUUUGCCUGAUUAUGACAAUAUAUUGAUGAUAGUUGACCAACUUCAAAUGAACUAUAAAGAUUCUGGAAGACAGUUGGAAAUCCAGGAUGCAGUUCAUUCAUAUAAAAUGAUAAUAGGACGUAACCAAAGUCACUCAGAGUUACUUAUAGAAAUAAGUAAUAAAAUAAAAAACCAAGCUGGCGAAGUGCUAAAGAAGCCACAAGAAACAGAAAAGAGGAAAUCACAGCUCAGAUGUAAAAACGAAGAACAGCAACUAGAACUCAUUGAUGUGGGAUUGGCUGGAAAACAAGAAGCACAACAAAGAAAUCCUCAUUCUCUCUAUGAAAAAAUUAAGAAGCAAUUAAGUGAAAAAGAAGAGCAAUAUAAAAAAGAAAAACAACAACUUGAAACGCACCUUGGAGCACAAGAUAUGGAACUCAGGCAUCUCAGAAAUGAUAUAAAUAAGCUGCAAGAAGCACGGAAUCAAGAGGCCAAGGCUGAAGACAGUGAUGGGAUGAGGAAGGGACACCUGCAAAAGGUAGAACAAGAAAUUUUCAAGUUAAAAGAAACCAUCAAAAAGCAAGCAGAGACAUUAGAACAACUUGAGAAAAAACUACUAAGUAAAGAUAAAAGUUUGGUAAGAACUGACAGUCUGAUACAAGCAGGUCAAGAAUUUUUUACCAAUUUCAGAGAAAUUUAUACUACUUCAGUAAUGAACCAGCUGGAACUCAGAAUCCAAAGUCUGGAAAGCAAGAUCUCUGAAAUGAAGAUUCAAACAUGUGAUGAUGUAAUAGUGCUGGAAAACUAUAACAAACUUCAUCAAUCACAUAAACUGAGACAGACUGAAGCCCAGCUGAAGGAGGUCACUGCCCAGUUCCUCAUGCUGAUUCAACACAACAUGUCAUUACUAAACAUGCUAAGCUCCAUACUUGCCUCGGAGUGUUGCUGUGUCGCAAGUUUUCAGAGCAGUUUGGGAAGUCUCUUUACCCAAGAGAACAUGGUGACUCCCACUUCAGGCCCACAAUCUUCAAAGCACCACAUAACAGCCAACCUGGGUGUGUCUGCAGAUGGCAAUGAAGAUUUCAAUAAAGAGCUCAUCAAGUUAGUUCUGUGUCCACAGCCUGAGCUGGAUCACACAGAGAAGAAACGCAUGGAACUAGCUAAAGAGAAAACUCUAAGCAAAAAGUGUUUCAAAUGGACAAAAACGUCAGCUGAGCGUCAAAAUGGAGAGCAGAGUUACUCUGAUGUUUCGAACACCAGGCAAUUUGAAAAGGAUAGUCCAAUUGAUUUACCAAGACAUGAGAUAAGAGAAGAAAAUCAACAAACUUUUGAUGACAUAAUAGGAAAUCGUAAAGCUUUAUGCAUAAGGCCACAGAAAUCCACACUUACAAACCUGCAGUCAAAAUACCCAGAAGAAUUAACUCAUCACACCUCAUAUAAAACUGAACCAAAACAAUAUGAGGAUCCUUAUCUAGAAAUGGUAAAAAUGACAAAGUCAUUAUCUCGUAAACAACUAAAGUCUAAGGACAGGCGAGAUGAGGCCAUGAGGAAUAACUUUGAGAAAAUGAAGCUUUAUGGUUCUGCACUGAACAUGUACGCAACGAGCCCUGCUCCGGGGUUUGCGGCUGGCCAUCCCCGCAACAGUCGGAAACGCAGCGGAAGCUUCAUUCAAGAAGAACCAUUGGUCCCAGGCUCCAGGCCACUGCACUUUGUGGAGAGUCUGGGCAGCUAUCUGGGCAGGACAUGGCAGCAAUUGUACAAUGAUUACUACUAAAGAAGACAAAGAAGACGUAUUACUGAAACGUACAAAUGAAGUUUAAUCAGUUCUGAAACAAAUUACCAUAAAUAAUAAAUGGCUUCAGUUUCCUUUGUUCAGCUAAUACAUACAACAUUCAAUAUUUUUGUUGCAUACAUAAAAUGAAAGACGUGAAAAUAAUCCCCUAACUUCAGCAAGAUGACUAUUAAUACCACUGAGUCUGCAAUAGGAGCAUUUACAUGUGCCUUACGCAGUCGUAGAUGAAAACCAUAUAUAGUAAUUUAACAAUCAAUGCAAUUAUGCCUGUGGAUUAUAACAAGUUUGAUCACAAAUUAAUUAAUGAUGUUCGUUGAUGUAUUAUUAUUUGAAACUUAAGAGUUCCUGAAGUGUUUUCAGUAU
Messenger RNA from Peromyscus maniculatus bairdii (prairie deer mouse), 7706 nucleotides. The record is from RefSeq and is a predicted model, not a curated record. NCBI's taxonomy places the organism in Eukaryota, Metazoa, Chordata, Mammalia, Rodentia, Cricetidae.